AUGUCCCGUUUUGUCCGCAACUCCAAGUUCCGCCACGUCUUCGGCACCGCUGCCAAGAAGGACCUGUGCUUCGAUGGUGUUCGCCCCUCUCGCACUGCCCAUGACACCAACCUGAUCAAGGCCAACUCCCAGUACCUCGGUGUCUGCUGGGAGGCCGGUGGUGGUGGUGCCUUCGCCGUCUUCGACCAGACCAAGGAUGUCGGCAAGGUUUCUCCCACCCCCCCUCUGUUCACCGGCCACAAGGCCGCCGUCCUGGACCUGGACUUCCACCCCUUCAACGACUACCUGAUUGCCUCCGCCUCCGAGGACUGCACCGUCAAGAUCUGGCAGAUCCCCGAGGAGCUCAAGGAGAGCCAGGACACCCCCCUGUCCACCCUCGCCGGCCACAAGCGCCGUGUCGGUGCCGUCCUCUUCCACCCCACCGCCGACAACACCCUCGCCACCGUCGGCGGUGACCUUGUCAUCAAGCUGUGGGACAUUGAGGCUGGCGUGGCCAAGGUCGACAUUGAGGCCCACCACACCGAUCUGAUCAACUCCAUUGACUUCAACUACAACGGUAACCUCAUGGUCACCAGCUGCCGUGACAAGCAGCUCCGCAUCUUCGAUGUCCGCUCCGGCAAGCUCGUCCAGCAGACCGAGUCCCACCAGGGUGUCAAGGGCUCCCGCUGCCUGUGGCUCGGCGACUCCAACAAGAUCGCCACCACCGGUUUCUCCCGUGCCUCCGAUCGCCAGAUGGCCAUCCGUGAUGUCAACGACCUGGACAACCCCAUCUACUCCGACAACCUGGACACCUCCGCCGGUAUGCUGAUGCCCUUCUACGAUGAGGACUGCCACAUCCUCUACCUGGCCGGCAAGGGUGACACCACCAUCCGCUACUUCGAGGUCACCGACGAGAAGCCCCACAUCCACCACAUCUCCAACUACUCCGGCUCCGACCCGUCUCGUGGUGUGGCUUUCGUCCCCAAGCGCGCCGUCAACGUCAACGAGGUUGAGAUCGGCCGUGCCUACCGCCUGACCACCUCCUUCAUUGAGCCCAUCUCCUUCAAGGUCCCCCGCAAGUCGGAGCUCUUCCAGGAUGACCUCUUCCCCGAGGCCACCUCCGGCGAGGCCCCCAUGUCCUGCGCCGAGUUCUUCGGCGGCAAGUCCGUCGAUGGCCCCAAGAAGAUCAGCCUCGAGAACGGCUUCGUCCCCGGCGCUCGCAAGGAUGUCUCCUUCAAGUCCGUCCUCACUGAGGAGGUCAAGGAUGACACCCCCAAGAACGAGAAGGAGUACCGCGAGGCCUGGGCCAAGCUCAAGGCCGAGGUCACCGACCUCCAGAACAAGCUCACCCAGAAGGACAUCCAGAUCCGUGUCCUCGAGCAGAAGAUCACCACCCUGGAGGGCGGCAACUAA
This is a messenger RNA of Fonticula alba, 1392 nucleotides long. RefSeq lists its product as hypothetical. Gene Ontology annotation, molecular function: actin filament binding. Lineage: Eukaryota; Rotosphaerida; Fonticulaceae. The coding region runs from base 1 to 1392 and encodes 463 amino acids. The record is from RefSeq and is a predicted model, not a curated record. The transcript has a single exon. Gene Ontology annotation, biological process: actin filament organization.